AUCACCAUUGGUGGCAAGGAGGGAAAUCUCCUCUCAUCGAGUUUCUAUCGUUGCAGUCUCGAUUCCUUUCGUUCUUUCAUUCCCACUUUUUUUUAUUUGUGCCUUCCUUCGGCAGUUGCCCCCUUUCCUGUUUUUUUAUCGGAUUCGAGAACCUGUGUGCGGCUUGGUCGUCCCCUUAUUUAUCUCCUCGCUUUCCGAGUCCCCGAGGAGCCCAAGCAAAUGACGUUUCACGCCAGACGCUGCUACGCCUGCCCGGUCCUUCCAGAUGACUGCUUUUUAUAGAAAGUGCUGGCCCGUACGCGACCGCGCUGGUAGGCCUCACCAGCGCCAAUGUGCACCCCGACAGACUUCCGUGCACCAGUUUCCACCAAGUUCGCCGGGAACGUCGUCCAUCUGAUCGACCCUCGGUCAACGUGCCAUCGCCGCAGCGGCACCAUCGGCAGCAAAGAUAGCAGCUAGCGAAAGGACCAGGUGAAACAACAGAAAAAGAAAAAAAAAGAGGACCGUCUAACCGUAAUAAAGUGAGAGAAGUCGUCGCUUCCUCCUUGUGUACAAGCAUGCCGUCGUAGUACGCCCUGCCUGCAAACCGAAUUUGCCUCAUCAAAAAUGCAAGAGACUCUCUUGACGGGUUUAAUCAGUGCGGCCUGCUAGCGCUGGGUUCUUUUUUUUUUUCUUUUUAUUUUUUCUCCUGGCGCGGUUGCCGCGGACGCCGAUAGUUGUGUGAUGCUCGCCAACGUCGCCUGGAACAGCGGAGAUUUUGUCGUCGGUGGUCGCUACGUCGUCGUCGUCUCCGAAUGACUUUGAAAGUGUCGCAGAGUUAAUGGUUGUGUAUCGAAAGGAUCCCUUCAAGGUGGAGACCGACACGACAGCCACGGCUACCCCGAUCGAGAACGGCUCGUCGGAUGAAGCGGAGACCGUCCCGAAGGGGUCAGCCCCCGAGAGCGGAGCCCCCUCCUGCACGGAGGCGGGCGGGGGCGUUCCCGGGGUAGCCAAGGCUGGGGUUCCCAGGGCCAUACUCACGUGCCGGCCCAACUCGCACCCGUUCCCCGAGCGCAUCCUCAGCUUGGACCAGCCGGCCAAGGUGGGGCGGUCGGUGGCCCGGUGCCGCCAGGCACACAACAACGCCAUCUUUGACUGCAAGGUGCUCUCGCGCAACCAUGCCCUCCUCUGGUAUGACAACGGAAAGUUCUACCUUCAGGACACCAAGAGCAGCAACGGCACCUUUGUGAACAACCAGCGACUGAGCAAGGGCUCCGAAGAGUCUCCCGCUCAGGAAGUCUGCUCGGGUGACAUCGUGCAGUUCGGGGUGGACGUGGUCGAGAACUCCAGAAAAGUGACGCAUGGGUGCAUCGUCGCAACACUGCGACUCUUUCUGCCGGACGGCAAGGAGGCCAAAGCUAGUCCGUCUACGGCUGUUGUGGCCCCUGGAGGGGGUUCGGCCAUCAGUACACAAGAGCUGUACCAGCUGUCCCAGUAUCUCCAGGAGGCCCUCCACCGAGAGCAGAUUCUGCAGAACAAGAUGGCGACACUCCUCAGGGUUGUCAGCAGCACCCAGGAAGCUACCGAGAACAACUGGAAGGCCAUGAUAGAAGAAGACCGUCUGUUGAAUCGGAUUGAGACACUGGAAGCUCAGCUGGUUGUCUGCGCCAAAUCCACAACAGACGACAAACUGAGGGAAGAGAUCGCUCGGCUACAGGAAGAAAGGGACCGCUACCAGAACUCUGCUAAGGAGUCUCUGCGCAAGGCCCUCCAAGAGAAGUUGGAAGCUGUGCGCAGGGUGCAAGACCUCGAGUAUGCGGUGGUGAGCAACGAGGAGGAGUGUUCCAGGCUGCGCGAGGUCUACGAGUCUGCCCAGAAGGAGAUCGGACUGCUGGCCGACCGCAGCGACAAGCUCCAGAAGGAGAUAGGCCAGCUCCAGGAUCAGCUCAAGGAGGCUGAGGAAUUGAGCCAGGCCAUGGCCGAGGACAAGGCGGCAUUGGAGAGUCAGAUCGAGGACUUGCAGCGCAACGAGCAAGCUCUGGCAGCCAAGAUCGAAUCCCUACGAGCCGACAAUGACUUUUCCAAAGAGCAACUAGCUGCUGUCAAAGCACGCUUUGAGCAAGUCAAGAAGGCUGAGUACAUUGAAGACAGCCUAGGCUCGCUGGACACCAAGGACAACAUGCCCAAUCACCAGGACUCUGACGAUUCGGACGAGAGGGAGUUUUCCGACAAGAAGGAGUUGGACGAGUCGAAAGACUCUGCGUCGCUGUUGGAGAAGGAGUCCGAACUAGGGGAGAGCCCCAAGAAGGAACUGGGAAUGAGCCUGAGCUCACAUCUGGAUGGCUUGAAAGAAGAAGAGAACAAACAGAGCGUCCUCUCCAAUCAGCUUCAGGCCAAGGUGUGCGAGCUGGAAGAGCAGCUGGAGCAGUUGCACAUGGACGACAGGGAGGAGUCCAAGCCCGCGGAAUACCUGCAGGCCGAGAUCAAGCGUCUCCAAGAACUUUUGUUCGAGUCUCGAGAAAAGAAGAAUGUCGCAUUGCUGGAGAUGUCCAAGAUGAAAGAGCAACUCGAGCAAAUGGAGGAGACUCGUAAAAUUACGACUGAGCGCCUGGCCGAGAAAUUGGUGUUGGACUCGUGCGAGGUGGAGGGAGAGGCCACCCUGUCUGCCCAGCUGGCUGCAGCACGCAAGCAUGCCCAAGACCAGGCAGAGCAGAUCCUGAGACUGCAGGAGGAGUUGUCUCAGUCUGAGCUGUCGUUGCGAGAGUUGCGUGAGCAGCUUGGGGUGCAGCGGCUGCAGCUCUCAGAAGAGGAGCAACGCCGCAAGCUCAACCAGGAGGAACUGAGCAGCCUGCAGAAUCUGCUCGAGGAGGAGAGGAAGGCUCGAGACAGGACAGAGAGCACGUGCGAGACCAUCAAGAAGCAGCUCCACGAAGCUCAGAACACCGCCAAGCAGCAUCAGAAUGAGACUGAACACCUGAGAAAAAAGGUGCGCAGCCUGACGGAAGACCUCCGGAACCGCACCAACGCCGAGCGGUCCUCGGCCCCACUGCCAGCCCAGGAGGCUUUGCGGGAGGAAUGUGCCACCCUGCGUGCGCGCGUGCAAAAGGCAGAAGAAGAGGCUUGCAGGCAGCAAAAUGAGAACGCCAGGCUGGUGGCGGAGUUUGAGCGGCUGCGAACCACCUGUGUGGGCCUGCAGUCCUCGGAACCCCCGAAAGUGAUCCCGCAUGAGCGCGGGGACCGAGUGCCAAGCCGGGAGAUGCUCUGCGAGCAGGACCUGCUCUGCGAGCAGGACCAAGCUACCAGGCUUCAGCUUCAGGAGACGACGGAAGAGCUGGCUCUUUUGAAGGACAAAUUCUCCGCUUGCGCGGAGGAGAGGGCACAACUCCAGCGAGAGCUCAAGGCACUGACCGACGAAUACCAGCUCAUGUCGUAUCAGUCUAAAACGAUCUCCGCCUGUUCCAUCAUCCCACUGUGCAUCCUGUUAUUGGCUGUCCUGCUGGGCUUCUACCCAACCAUCUCUUUCCUGACGGGUACUGCCGAGUCUCCCUGAGUCUCUGCGAAUCUGUUGGAUCCAUGAGGAGGAGUGCGCAAGUCCGCCAUAUGUCUUCUAAGCAGCGGAGCAGGUCCAGCAGUGAACAUGGUGCAAGGGGAAUCGCUGGCCCCCAACGAGUGUUUUUUGGAGGCCGUGCACACAUGGUCGCUUCCUCCAAUUGCGACCUGUCUUGCACAUAUAUUGGUUUUUUCAAGCUGGCACACUUUCAGAGAAAGGAGGACUAGUAUAACCAUUGUUUCGGCGGGCCGACGUUUUUGUGGCACAAAGGGAACGACCGCCACCAAUGGUGAACAGAAUGUUAGGAGAUGCAUCCCCUGUGAAGGAUGCCCAAGCAUGUGUGCACUACCGGACUGGAAGUACAAAGCACACACUUUGUUUAGUUCAGAUUUGUCAUCAGCUCCCUGUUGCUUUUUUUUUUUUUUUUAUGGAGGAAAGUGCCGUUUGAACGAGAUGCUCUGCCUCUUCAGCAUGUCGUGUUCUUGGCACGAGUUGUUUUUCAUACAUGUGCGAAACAUCUUCCUAUCUUGUUGUUGGGUCAAGUGUUGCGGCUUUUGUGCUGGAAAGAACAUGGAUGUGUGGAGUCUCGCUUGAUGCAGCGUGUGUCCAAGCUCGCUUCUUCCUUUUUGGUAGGUGGUGUAAAGCUGCAAGGAGUAGAUUUUUGGAGAUGUAGAAACAAUUAAAUGAGCAUCUGUUGCAGAGAGCGAGCAUGUUUGCCUUUAGUUGGAGCUUUUAUUUAUUUAUGCGAGCAUCCAAGCAGCAGGUCGUGGAGCUUGCUCUCAUGCACGCCCAAAUGCGAUGCUUCAAACAUCCAGUCGUCUCGAGAGUUUGUUUUUGACGGAACCCGACGAGAGGAGCUACGUUUUGAAAAGCGCCGAACGAGCGUAGCAAUCUCCAGCUUCUCGGACGAACCCGGUUCGACUUCGCUUGCCAUCUCGAGAAAGGUCCAGCAUUGGUAGGCUUUAGUCUUGAUUGCUUUGCUGCCUUACAAAGCUGUCUGUGGUUUUCAUUAUGAAACCUUUGUAAAACAUCACUUACCGAGAGAAACUUCUGCUCCAAGCUCUCAAAGGUUGCUGUUUAAUCUGCAGAGUGAUUGCCAUACGUAGAAGCAAUGAAUAGUAGUGGUACUAACACCUUGAACCUGAAAGCACAGCAGAGAAGCCACUCUCCACGCAGCUGCGGACACUGCCAUCGGUGGCCCAAGCGAACCUUUUUCUAUUCGUAUCGCAGGAAACGGUCGGCUGCGUGGAAAUGGUCAGUCCCUGCCUGUCCCUUCGCAUUCGGGUGUGUGGUAGUGUCCACUUGAGGCCGCGCGGUUCGACUUAAAACCUAAAGGGCAGAUUUCCCCCUGGAAAUGCUGAACUGGAUGUUUGACUUGUUGGACAUCUUCAAAUUUUUGUUUGUUUUUACUGGUUAGAGGAAUGUUGCUUUUGGUUCUCUUGUAGCAGGUAUUGACACGUUGCCACACCGUUUCGUCAAGAAACUGGAGACGUAGCGCGGACACGGAAGUUCCCAGCCAUUUGUCCUCGAAGCAGAAAAGGCCUCUUUGAUAUCACUCGUUUCCUCUCUAGAAGACGGGCUGACAGAAGGUUCACACGUGUAUGUAGAUAUAUACAAAAUGAUGUUUUCCCCUCUUCGCUCGUGUACAUACUGUCUCCCUAGAUAAGUGACUGUCAAGUGCCAUCAUAUGUGUGUUGCGUGUCUAUCGGUUUGUACAGAAACACCGUGUAACAUAGGCUCACAAGGCUUAGCAUAACUCUUUUACUCUGGCGUACCUGCACCGAGAAAGAGCUGCAGCUCUCGACUCUGGUAGUGUUGAUGGCUUUCCUGAUCUGCGUUUUACAAACAUGUUAAGUUUUUUCUUCUUUUUUUUUAGACAAGCUACAUGGACCUUGCUUGUGUUAUCUUUCUUUUUUGUUUUCUUUGUAAAGUUACUAUUUUUGUUGAGUAGAAUUCUUAAUUUAUAAAGAUUUGCUAACUAUUCUGGACGGCAGAAGAGCUGCGUGUUUAGCAGUGCGUAGGGUUUAUGGCAGGUUUAUGUUGCUGUGUUUCAGUGCCCUUUGGUUUAGGUGGAGAAAACUUUUCACCACACUGAGUUCAAGACAAACAUAUUGUUUGGUCUGUGAUCACAUUUCGGAACCAGUUUGGUCAGUGUGGACUUGAGACUGGAGCACAUGUCUUUCCCACCCCUCCCUUUUUUUUUUCACAUGUCUAUAACUUUACCUACUGCUAAAAAGAGUAAUAAAAGCAAUUUUCUCCUCUCC
Messenger RNA from Ixodes scapularis (black-legged tick), 5793 nucleotides. Its product is annotated as sarcolemmal membrane-associated protein. Gene Ontology annotation, molecular function: protein binding. Bases 821 to 3529 code for a protein of 902 amino acids. The record is from RefSeq and is a predicted model, not a curated record. Lineage: Eukaryota; Metazoa; Arthropoda; Arachnida; Ixodida; Ixodidae. The transcript has 26 exons.